This is a messenger RNA of Morchella sextelata, 1320 nucleotides long. RefSeq lists its product as uncharacterized. Gene Ontology annotation, biological process: 'de novo' L-methionine biosynthetic process; transsulfuration. The transcript is spliced from 4 exons. Gene Ontology annotation, cellular component: cytoplasm. Gene Ontology annotation, molecular function: pyridoxal phosphate binding. The record is from RefSeq and is a predicted model, not a curated record. Lineage: Eukaryota; Fungi; Ascomycota; Pezizomycetes; Pezizales; Morchellaceae. Bases 1 to 1320 code for a protein of 439 amino acids.
AUGUCGCCCUCAGACAAGCCCACCUCUCUCGGCGCAACCUUCCAGAAGCUCGAUCUCUCCGGCCACGACCUCCCGCCCACGCCCGCCCCCUCCACGCCCACAAACGGCCGCAAAUACGCCCUCGCCACCGAACUUGUCUACACCGAGCACUCUGACCAGUACAAUGCCUCUUCCAUGCCCAUCUACCAAACUGCAACAUUCAAGCAGACAUCAAACUCCGGCGGCCUCGAGUAUGACUACACCCGCUCUGGCAACCCCACCCGCUCGCACCUCGAGCGCCAUCUGGCAAAGAUCAUGUCUGCGGCCCGCACGCUCGUCGUCUCCUCCGGCAUGGGCGCCCUCGACGUCAUCACCCGUCUCCUACGCCCGGGCGACGAGGUCAUCACCGGCGAUGACCUCUACGGCGGCACAAACCGCCUCUUGACCUACCUUGCCACCCACGGCGGCAUCAUCGUCCACCACAUUGACACCACCGAUGUCGCCUCCAUUGAGCCCGUCCUCUCCGAGAAGACCGCAAUGGUCCUCCUCGAGACACCCACCAACCCCCUCAUCAAGAUCGUCGACAUCGCCGGCAUCGCCGCCGCCGCCCACAAGGUCUCGCCAAAGGCCGUCGUCUGCGUCGAUAAUACUAUGAUGAGUCCCUGGCUCCUGAACCCACUCGACCUCGGCGCCGACAUCGUCUACGAGUCGGGCACCAAGUACCUCUCCGGCCACCACGACCUCAUGGCCGGCGUCAUCGCCGUCAACGACCUCUCGCUCGGCGAUCGCCUCUACUUCACCAUCAACGCCUCGGGCUGCGGGCUGUCGCCCUUCGACUCGUGGCUGCUGCUCCGCGGCGUCAAGACGCUCGGCGUGCGCAUGGAGAAGCAGCAGGCGAAUGCCAUGGCCAUUGCGACGUUCCUCGAGGGGAUGGGCUUCAAGGUACGCUACCCGGGGCUGAAGAGUCAUCCGCAGUAUGAGCUGCACUGGAGCAUGGCGAGGGGCGCCGGCGCGGUGCUGAGCUUCGAGACGGGGGAUGUGACGGUGUCGGAGCGCGUGGUGGAGGCGACGAGGCUGUGGGCGAUUAGUGUGAGUUUUGGGUGUGUCAAUAGUUUGAUUAGUAUGCCUUGUCGUAUGUCGCAUGCUAGUAUCGAUGCGAAGACUCGUGCGGAGCGUAACAUGCCGGAGGACAUCAUCCGCCUCUGCGUGGGUAUCGAAGACGUCGACGACCUAAUUGACGACCUCCGCACCGCCCUCGUCCAAGCCGGCGCCGUCAUCGUCAACGUUGAUGGCAUCCGCGCCGGGAAGCCAUCCGAUGGGCUCGUCUUGGGCUCUGAAUAG